CAUUGUUAACGAAGGUUUCUUCCGUUCGAGGAGGCGAGUGUUCCAGAGUCCAGCAGCCGAGCCGAGCCGAGCCGAGCCGAGCCCCGCCGAGCCCAGCCGAGCCCGGCCCGCCUCACCUGGCCCCGGCACGGACCGCCUGCAGCCCCGGCCAGCACCGGGGCGGCGGCGGCCCCCCGCGCACGGAUUCCCACGGCGAUCCUCCGUUUUUCUGUCAGUUUCGGGAGGGAGGAGGCGGAGGGGUGGAGGCGGAGGCGGGGGGAGGACACGCAGCCUCCGGCUAACGCUCGGUCCGCUCCGCCUGCAGACGGAGAACCGGGACCGGAGAGACAGAUCCCAGCCGAUCGUGUCGGGGCCGGUCCAGAACCCGACCCCGACCCCGGAGACCCGGCAUGAGGAGGCGGCUCGGCGGCCGCCACGCUGCCAGGACCGGGUUCUGGUGAGGGGAUGGUUCCGCCGUGAAGCGGCGGGGAACCACGGCCAACAUGACUGUCUUCAACCCCGAGAACGUGGAGGACAUCUAUGAGAUCGGAGACGAGCUGGGGAGCGGGCAGUUCGCCUUGGUGCGGCGGUGCCGCCACCGCGCCUCGGGCCUGGAGUACGCCGCCAAGUUCAUCAGGAAGCGGCGCAGCAAGUCGAGCCGGCGCGGCGUGACGAGGGAGGACAUCGAGCGCGAGGUCGGCAUCCUGCGGGAGAUCCAGCACCCCAACAUCAUCACGCUGCACGAGGUGUUCGAGAGCAAGGCCGACGUCAUCCUCAUCCUGGAGCUGGUGGCAGGGGGAGAGCUGUUUGACUUCCUGGCAGAGAAAGAGUCUCUCACUGAGGAGGAAGCGACUCAGUUCCUGAAGCAGAUCCUGGACGGAGUUUUCUACCUGCACUCCAAGCAGAUCGCCCACUUCGACCUCAAGCCGGAGAACAUCAUGCUGCUGAGCCGCUCGGUGCCGCACCCCCGGAUCAAGCUCAUCGACUUCGGCCUCGCCCACAAGAUCGACUUCGGCAACGACUUCAAGAACAUCUUCGGAACGCCGGAGUUUGUCGCUCCUGAAGUGGUGAACUACGAGCCUCUGGGUCUGGAGGCCGACAUGUGGAGCGUCGGUGUGAUCACCUACAUCCUGCUGAGCGGCGCUUCGCCCUUCCUGGGCGACAACAAGCAGGAGACUCUGGCCAACGUGUCGGCCGUGGACUACAGCUUCGACCAGGAGUUCUUCGGCGGCACCAGCGCGCUCGCCAAGGACUUCAUCGCCAGGCUGCUGGUCAAAGACCCCAAAAAGAGGAUGACCAUCCAGGACAGUCUGCAGCACCCCUGGAUCAAGCCUACAGACACCCAGCAGGCUCUGAGCAGGAAGGAGUCGGCCGUCAACAUGGAGAAGUUCAAGAAGUUCGCCGCUCGCAGGAAGUGGAAGCAAUCCGUCCGGCUCAUCUCGCUCUGUAACCGUCUGUCUCGCUCCUUCCUGUCCAGGAGCAACAUCAGUGUGGCGCGCAGCGACGACACGCUGGACGAGGAAGACUCCUUCGUGAUGAAGGCCAUCAUUCACGCCAUCAACGACGACAACGUCCCGGGUCUGCAGCACCUGCUGGGCUCGCUCAGCAGCUACGACGUCAACCAGCCCAACAAGCACGGGACUCCGCCCCUCCUGAUCGCCGCCGGCUGUGGAAACGUCCAGAUCAUCCAGCUGCUGAUGAGGAAAGGAGCCGAGAUCCAGGCCCACGACAAGAGCGGCGCCAACGCCGUCUACUACGCCGCCAGACACGGACACCUGGACACCCUGAGGUUCCUGCACGAGAAGAGAUGUCCUCUGGACGUCCAAGAUAAGUCCGGAGAGACGGCCCUGCACGUGGCGGCUCGCUAUGGCAACGUGGACGUGGUGAGCUACCUGCUCAGCAUCCGGGCCAACCCCGACCUGUCGGACAGGGAGCAGGAGACGCCGCUGCACUGCGCCGCCUGGCACGGCUACUCGCCGGUGGCCCGGGCGCUCUGCCAGGCCGGCUGCAACGUGGACGCCCAGAACCGCGAGGGCGAGACGGCGCUGCUCACCGCCGCCGCCCGCGGCUUCGUGGACAUCGUGGAGUGUCUGGUGGAGCACCGGGCGGAGCUGGAGGCCGCCGACAAGGACGGACACACGGCGCUCCACCUGGCCGUCCGCCGCUGCCAGGUGGAGGUGGUCCGCCGCCUCCUCCGGCACCGCUGCCACCUGGACCGGCAGGAUCGCCACGGCAACACGCCUCUCCACAUCGCCUGCAAGGACGGGAACCUGCCCGUCGUCAUGGCGAUCUGCAGCGCCAAGGCCAACCUGGACCUCCCCAAUAAGUCCGGCCGGACGCCUCUCCACCUGGCGGCCUCCAACGGCGGUCUGGAGGUGGUGCGGCACCUCUGCCUGGUGGGGGCCAACAUCGACGCCGUCACCAAUGACGGGAAGAGCGCCGAGGACCUGGCGUCCGGCGAGCACCCGCACAUCGUGUCGCUGCUGGGAAAACUCAAGAAGGAGAACCACCGCGCCGGCUUCGUGCAGCAGCUGCGGCCGGCGGCCGGCGUCCAGCCGCGGAUCAAGCUGAAGCUGCUGGGCCCGGCGGCGGCGGGGAAGAGCUCCCUGCUGGAGUCGCUCAGGUGCGGCAUCCUGCGCAGCUUCUUCAGGAGGAGGAGGACCCGGCUCUCCAGCGCCACCCGACACCCCAACUCCCCCAGCAGUGCCAAGCCCGCCGUGUCGGUCAGCAUCUCCAACCUGUACCCGGGCUGUGAGAACGUCAGCGUCCGCAGCCGCAGCAUGAUGUUCGAGCCCAGCCUGACCAAGGGGGUCCUGGAGGUCUUCUCUCCGGCCCACGGCGGCCUGACGGCAGCCGACGAGCAGGCCACCAAGGCCAUCGACAUCCAGCAGGCCAGCAUCCACGGUGUGGGGGACUUCAGCGUCUGGGAGUUCUCGGGGAACCCGGUCUACUACUGCACCUACGACUACUUUGCGGCCAACGACCCGACGGCGAUCCACCUGGUCCUGUUCAGCCUGGAGGAGCCGUACGAGACCCAGCUGAGCCACGUCAGCUACUGGCUCAACCUGCUGAAGGCCCUGACCCCGCCCCAGGACCACAUCGCGUUCGCCGGCCGCCUCCAGCAGCCGCUCGUGGUCGUCCUGGUGGCGACGCAUGCCGACCUGGCCGGCGUUCCCCGGGCGUUCUCCGGGGAGUUCUGCUACGACAGAGAGAGAGCGCUGCUCAAGGAGGUCAGGAACAGGUUCGGGAGCGACCUGCAGAUCAGCGACAAGCUGUUCGUUCUGGACGCCGGCGCCUCCAACUCCAGAGACAUGAAGCUGCUGAGGAGCCACCUGCAGGAGCUGCGCUCCGCCAUGCUGUCCCGGUGCGUUCCCAUGACGCCGCUGGCGGAGCGGCUGCUGGCGGCGCUGCCGGCCUGGAGGAAGGCGGGCGGGCCCGGCCAGCUGAUGUCGUGGCAGCAGUUCGUGAGCGACGUGCAGGAGCACAUCAACCCGCUGGCGAGCCGCGAGCAGCUGCGCUCGCUGGCCCUGCAGCUGCACAGCAUGGGCGAGGUCAACCUGAUGCAGAGCGAGACGGUGCGGGACGUGGUGCUGCUGGAGCCGCGCUGGCUCUGCUCCAUCCUGGGCCGGCUGCUGUCCGCCGACACGCCCACCGCCAUCCACCACUACCGCGGCCGCUACCGGCUGGACGAGGUGCAAGCCCUGGCCCCCGACUGCGACGUGGACGAGCUGCUGCAGGUGCUAGACGCCAUGGACGUGUGCGCCCGCGACGCCGCCGACCCCUCCAUGGUGGACGUGCCGGCGCUCAUCAAGACGGGCGGCCUGCGGCGCUCCUGGACGGAGGAGGAGGAGGAGGAGGAGGCGGCGCUGCUGUACGGCGGCGUGCGGCUGGUGCCGGCCGAGCACCUGACCGCCUUCCCCUGCGGCCUGUUCCACAAGCUGCAGGUCAACCUGUGCCGCUGGAGCCGCCAGCAGAAGCCAGAGGACGACGGCGGUGGCGGCGGAGGCGAGGACCCGGACGGGGACGUCCACCUGUGGACCAACGGGGCCCGGGUGAGCCGGGCGGGGGCGGAGGCCCUGGUGCUGCUGGUCAACCACGGCCAGGGCGUGGAGAUCCAGGUGCGCGGGCGCGAGUCGGAGCGGGCCCGGUGCUACGCCCUGCUGGACGCCGUGUGCAGCGUGACGGAGAACCUGCUGGCCUCCACGCUGCCGGGCCAGCUGACGGCGCGGUACUACCUGAGCCCCCGGCAGCUGCGGGAGCGCCACGCCCCCGUCAUGGUCUACCAGCCCAAGGACUUCCUGCGGGCGCUGGCGCAGCGCGAGACGUCGCUGGCCAACACCAUGGCCGGCUACCGCGAGAGCUUCAGCUGCAUCCUGGCCUUCGGCUGCGCCGAGGUGUACCAGCGGGGGGCGCUGGCGCCCGACGUGCACAUCGCCGACGUGCCCCUGCUGGCCCGCCGCAAGCUGAGCCGCAUGCUGGACCCGCCGGACGCCCUGGGCAAGGACUGGUGCCUGCUGGCCAUGAACCUGGGCCUCAGCGAGCUGGUGGCCAAACACAGCAACGGGACCCCGAACGGGACGCCCGGCGAGGCGGACCCGGACCGGGACCCGGACCCGGACCCUGAGGCGGCGGCGCUGCGGCAGCCCAGCCCGACGGCGGCGCUGCUGCGGGAGUGGAGCGCCCGGCCCGACAGCACCGUCGGGGUCCUGAUGGCCAAGCUGAGGGAGCUGGGCCGCCGGGACGCCGCCGACUUCCUGCUCAGGGUCACGCCGGUGUUCAGGGUCAACCUGGAGGCGCUGGGCGGCGCCGCCGCCCCCGGGUAUCCGCCCGCCUGCAAUGGCGGCACGUCCUACAACUCCAUCAGCUCCGUGGUGUCCCGCUGACGGGUGGAGUCAGCCUCUCCACCCCCCGCCGCUCUGCCGCCGCCCCCCCCCCCCCCCGCCGCUCCGCCCCUCGCUGCUCCGCUCCCGUGAAUGUUGUGAAGGAAGUGAGCUCCAAAGAGGAAGUCCGCCCUUCUGCCCCGUCGUGCCGCGUCUGCAAACCCCUCCAUCCUGCUCACAGAGUGAACGCUCGGACAAGUCCGGACUCGUCGGUCACCCCUCACCGCCGCCCGUCCCCCCGGACGCCACGCCGGCCGUUCUGCUCAGCGUUUAAAUAAUUCACAGCAUUUGUUUGAUGGUGCCUUCACGGCUUCUGCCUCCCUGAAGAGCACAAGCAGAACCGCCGGAGAACCGGGCCUGCUGGAGUUCUGGAGUUCUCCGGGGCGGCCCGAGAACCGGGCCUUGUUGACACUUCGCCCAUCGAGGCCCGCUGAGAACAAGAACCGCGAAGCAGCAACCCUCAUUUCAAGAUGUUAGGAAGUGAAUUUCUGCCGCAGCUCAAAGGGAAAACCGUCCGUCCGUCUCUUCCUCCAUCCAUCAGAGGAACGUCUCGUUUUUUAACGGUUCUCUGUUUUUACAGGUUCCACAGUUUCCUGAUUGUUUCAGUUCACUUGAAGGGUCCAAACAGAGAAGGUCAGAUUCUCAGUCUCAUGAUUCUGAAGCAUUUUUUUUUUUUAACUCUGUUUUUUUUACCUGUAGUUAAAUCAGUUGGACCUGAAGGUGACCGAGUGUUUCGUUACCGUAGCAACCAAAGAACCACACUGACCAAAACAGGAAGGUUGAUUUUACUGUUGUUUCUGGAGGAACUUUGAUUUUGAUUCCUGUCAAUCAUGGAUGUGUUGAAUUGUCUUGGUGGACCGUCGCCCUCUAGUGGCUGUGAUGAAAACAACACGAACGUUCCGCUGAUCAGAACCAGGCGGAUCUAAAGCCUGAAGCGUCUGAACCUGUGGGUCCUGUAAGAACCUGAAAGCUGAGCUGGUCUGGACUGAGGGAUGGUUCCAGGUCAUGAGGUCGUUUCUCCCGCCGCGGCGCCGUGACGCCGCCUGCCUCACGGUGGAGCUGAAGAACCGCCGUUCUCCGGAUGCGAAGGCCUUCUGCAGUAUUUCACUCCCUUCAGUGUUCCCGUCGGUUCCUCUUCCUCCGGUUCCCCGUUCCGUCUCCAACUCGCCAAUGUGAUGUAAAUAUUCUCCAGCCAGGUGUUCUCCAUCGUUCUGCUGAAGCAGCGUGGAACAUUCCGUUCAGAUCCAAACAGACCGAGGAACCCGCUCAGCGGUCUGACUUUUUUCCUAGUUCUCCGCUAGCAUUAGCAAGCUAAUGAAAGAGCAGCUGAAAUACCAGGUUCUGCCACCAGGUGGAACCUUGAGGCCGGUUCUGUCCCGAGCUUUAACUGAAGCACGUCAGGAACGUGACGUUCGCCUGCUAACCGUGGAGACAGAACCCGUCCUGAUGUGCAAUACUGGAGCUGACGGAACGUCAGGAGAACGUUAUCCGGAUCCGACAGGCGGCGCCGCUCCGACGCGCUGAGGCAGAAUGAAUGUACCACUAACAGAACAUCCCCGUUCUGUCAUGAGAACCUUGAAAGGACCUCCUGGUUCUACCAUGAGAACCUUGCUGUGUCGUGUGCCUGAACCCCUCCUCCGCCCCUCUGUUCCGUCGGUUCUAGGGUUCUCUCUGGGUUCUCUCUGGGUUCUCUCUGGGUUCUCUCCGGGUUCUCUCUGGGUUCUCUCUGGGUUCUCUCCGGGUUCUCUCUGGGUUCUCUCCGGGUUCUCUCCGGGCUCUCUCCCUGUACAGUUGUGGAACCUGUUUCUCUUUUUGAAACUGAAAUGGGCUUUAUGAUUCUUCUUCUGAUCGGUUUUCUUUCUCUUGACGGCGCUCGGAGCUGAAUGGAGGAGUCUGGGGUCCCCGGUUCGACUCCGCUCACACCGCCGCCUUGCACAAAGUCUCUCUGUUGCUAUUUAAGUUCGGUUCUCUCAGCAUGUUCUUGGUACAUCCGACACUUUAUAGUGUGAAACGUUUUAUAAUAAAUUCUUUACUUCAUA
Salarias fasciatus (jewelled blenny) is the source of this 6898-nucleotide messenger RNA. RefSeq names its product death-associated protein kinase 1 (gene dapk1). NCBI's taxonomy places the organism in Eukaryota, Metazoa, Chordata, Actinopteri, Blenniiformes, Blenniidae. The coding region runs from base 483 to 4862 and encodes 1459 amino acids. Gene Ontology annotation, molecular function: protein binding; protein serine/threonine kinase activity; ATP binding. Gene Ontology annotation, cellular component: cytoplasm; nucleus. The record is from RefSeq and is a predicted model, not a curated record. The transcript has 26 exons. Gene Ontology annotation, biological process: protein phosphorylation; positive regulation of apoptotic process; intracellular signal transduction.